AUGGCGAGCCGCUAUUACAUGCUCCUUCAACUGCUCCUCGCGUCCCCGCUCCAGGCUUCUGAAGCGUCAGGACUGCCCUUCGUUAUCAACACCUGGGGUGGCGUCUUCACAGCGGCCACAGACGCUGCGUACCUGGCAUUGCGGGAUCCAGCCACCUCAGCCCUGGACGCUGUCGAAAUUGGCUGCGCGACAUGUGAAGCCAAUCAAUGUGACGGCAGCGUGGGCUAUGGCGGCUCUCCAGACGAAAACUGCGAGACCACGCUCGAUGCAAUGAUCAUGGACGGAGAGACGAUGAAGUCUGGAGCAGUGGCGGCUCUGCGCCGUGUGAAGAACGCUAUCGGCGUUGCGCGCCACGUGCUUGAAUAUACGUCACAUACUCUGCUGGCAGGCGACCUCGCGACCCAGUUCGCGGUACAAAAUGGAUUUACCGAGGAAGAAACAAGCACGGAGGACUCGCUAGGUCGAUGCGCUGAGUGGAAAGCCGCAAGUUGCCAACCCAACUACAGAAUCAACGUCACCCCAAAUGCCACUCAAACCUGCGGGCCAUAUACGCCCGUGCCUCUGAAUUCUACAAGCCCAUCCUACCCAAGUCUCAUUGCACCAGAUGCAGUUACUACUUCUCACGAUACUAUCUCCAUGAUCGCAAUUCACUCUUCAGGGGUGAUGGCGGCGGGCACUUCGACCAAUGGGGCAUCGCAUAAAAUCCCCGGUCGUGUAGGGGAUGGACCGAUUACCGGAAGUGGCUCGUAUGUGGACAGCGAAGUCGGCGGGUGUGGUGCCACAGGGGACGGCGACAUCAUGAUGAGGUUCUUGCCCUGCUACCAAGCAGUCGAGAGCUUGAGGCGUGGCCUGUCACCCCAGGAGGCAGCUGACGAUGCUGUGAGGCGGAUGGUGACCAAGUACCCGGCCAUCUCCAGCGGCAUUGUUGUGGUUAACAACCAGGGCGAGCAUGCGGGAGCUGGGUCGGGCUGGACGUUCACUUAUGCUUUCAGGGGUGGAAGCAUGAAUGAAACCACCGUGGUUACUGUGCCGCCCAUUGAUUCCAUACAGUCUACACUUCGAUAUAGAGAGCAGCUCCAACUUUGA
This is a messenger RNA of Neoarthrinium moseri, 1086 nucleotides long. RefSeq lists its product as uncharacterized. Lineage: Eukaryota; Fungi; Ascomycota; Sordariomycetes; Amphisphaeriales; Apiosporaceae. The record is from RefSeq and is a predicted model, not a curated record. Gene Ontology annotation, biological process: protein deglycosylation. The transcript is spliced from 2 exons. Gene Ontology annotation, molecular function: N4-(beta-N-acetylglucosaminyl)-L-asparaginase activity. The coding region runs from base 1 to 1086 and encodes 361 amino acids.